Molecule: messenger RNA, 342 nt
Organism: Fusarium fujikuroi IMI 58289
Lineage: Eukaryota; Fungi; Ascomycota; Sordariomycetes; Hypocreales; Nectriaceae
Exons: 1
Coding region: 1-342 (113 amino acids)
Source: RefSeq, a predicted model, not a curated record
AUGGCUGCUGCACAAUCAGGCGAUCAGAACGUUUACAUCAUGACUCAGGAAGGCGACGACUUCAUCCCCGAGACCGCUAAAUGGACGUGUAAAUCUGGACCAACAGAAUCUCAGUGCGGACACGUAAAUAAGGAUAUAAGGAACAAGAUUUGCGAGAGAUGCCAUAAAAGACGCUCUAAUGCAGUCGCACACGUUGGGGAGAGGCUUGAUGAGGGGGUAAAGGGGAGGUGUUGGGAGAUUCGUGGUGUAACUGCCUACGGGGCUGAAAUUUGGACGUAUGAGUUUGGUCGGAAGAAGAAUGAGUUUUGGGCUCGUUUUGAUUCGCAUCCGAAUAAUCUCUAG